Phytophthora infestans T30-4 is the source of this 2967-nucleotide messenger RNA. RefSeq names its product kinesin-like protein. The transcript is spliced from 7 exons. The record is from RefSeq and is a predicted model, not a curated record. Bases 6 to 2891 code for a protein of 961 amino acids. NCBI's taxonomy places the organism in Eukaryota, Oomycota, Peronosporomycetes, Peronosporales, Peronosporaceae. Gene Ontology annotation, molecular function: ATP binding; microtubule motor activity; microtubule binding. Gene Ontology annotation, biological process: microtubule-based movement.
CAAACAUGGGCACCAAGCGCAAUAGGAAGGGAGGCGAGCUACCCACAUGCAGCAACAGUGCCCCCAGUCUCUCAUACGCAGCCACUGAGCGUCCGCCACCUACGAAGGUACCGAGGACGGCAACAGCUACUGCGCCGCCUUCCAGCGCUCGCCGCUUCGGCUUCAAAGGACCGUCGAUCUCACAGCUACCGACGCUUGCCAUGAAGCGCGGAGAAAUGCUGAUGGAUAGUAGAGUCUCACUUGAUACUGUGGAAAGAGCAGCGCCUGUCGAACUGGACGUCCACGUGCUGGAGAUGUUCAGCGGAAUCUUCAGUCAGGAGAUGAUUGCGACGCUCGAUCAGCUUCUGGCGUUUAAAUACAAGACCAACAAAUUUGCAGUCAAGGCGCGGAAAGAAGAGCAAAUUAACUACAUCAAAGAGCUCAAGACUGUUGUGCGCGAUGUGGUAGCCAAGAUUCAAGCCUUCAAUAAAGUAUGUACGGUGAUGGAUGACAAACUGGCGGCGGAGAAGGCGACGCUGGAGCGCAGGUUUGCACAUGAAAUUCUACAGAAGAACGUCGCACGGAUCCUUGCGUCCGAGCAGGAGGUUACUCGCAGCAACGCAGUACUAAAAGAUAACGCGGCAAAGCUUGAGAUCCAACUUGAAGAGGCCCAAAAAUCCAACGCGCAGCUAAAGCUGGAUCUGAAGGCACAUAAAGCACGCAUGGCGGAUGAGUCGCGGCGUUUUGAAGAGAAGAAACAUGAGCUGGAAAUUUCCUUUGAGAAGAAGGGUCACGACGAGGAUGAGCGCAAGCAGGCGGAGUUGGAGGAGUUACAGAAUCAGCUGAGCAAGGCGCGUGACGAGCUCACCUCAGUUCAAAAAGAUCUGGAGAAGUACGAGAAUAAGGUAAUCGAAGCUACAAAUAGCCUUAGCGAUGAGCGUGAACGACGAACUAGGGCGAAUAUGGAGAAAUGUACGCUUGAGGCGAAGAAUCAGGCUUUGGAAAGUCGUGUGAAUAGUGCGGAGAAUGAAGUGGUAGAGCUGAAGGAGAAAUUCCAACAAAAGGACGGAGAAGUGUCGAAUCUCGUCAAGAGCUUGACGGAGAUUCAGAAGUUUAACGCAUCUGCAAGCGCAAAGGCUGAAGCUGACAAGAAGGAACUGGCUGAUAAAGUGGAGCGACUUCAGACUACCAUCCACAAUCUCGAGAGACAGGAGUCCUCCAGUUCGACUACUGUGCGUGAUCUUCGUAAACAGCUAGAGGUUUGUAACACAAUGCUGUGUCUGGAAAUCAAAUCCCGAAAGGAGGCGGAGCAGAGCGAGCAGGAAGUUCGCAUUCAGAUGAAGCAGGUAGAAGGUGAGCUGCAAGAAAAUCUGCAGAAGGUUGGAGUGGAAGGGGGUGUUCGACAAAUGCUCGAGGAUCAAGUUCGUGAACUUCGGACAGAGCAUAUAGCUGUGAAUGCCCAGAUGGAGGCGGUCAAGGCGGAGAUGAAGCGCCUUCAGUCUGCCGGCGUGGACUCUAAGGAACAGCACAACAAGCAAAUGGAUACACUGGAACAGAAGUUUCAGCAAGAAAGGGACAGCUUCAGGAGCCUGAUCGACAAAUUACAGGAAGAGAAGGUUUGUCUGGAAAGCGAAGUGCAGACUCUUCGGACACGAGCUUCUACGGUUCGUAUUGGGGAUGUUGAGGAGCUGUGCAAGGUGAAACGUGACGCUGACAUCCUGCGUCGACGAUUAACCGAGCUGACCAACCAAGGUGCUCAAUCGAUCGCCCAGAAAGACAGUUUAAUUUUGGAGCUGCAGGAGAAAGUGAAGCUGGGCGACAUGACGAGGAGAGCAAUGCACAACACUAUUCAGGAACUGCGUGGAAAUGUUCGGGUGUUUGCCAGGACUCGACCGUUCCUGCCCUCCGAUCAUUGCGACCCCAACACAACAACUCCAAUAAUUUUAUGCGACUUCGACGGUGAAAGCUUGAAGCUACGUCGUCCCGGCAAGAACCCUUCCGAGCCAGAUACUUUUGCUUUUACGUUCGACAAAGUGUUUGCUCCAUCCGCUGGUCAAGACGCAGUUUUUGAGCAGGUGUCCGAGUUUGUUCAGUCCUCUUUGGAUGGAUACCAUGUUUGUCUGUUUUCCUACGGUCAGACUGGGUCGGGGAAAACCCACACGGCACGAACUGGCAAUGGCCAGAUGAGGGGUAUCAUUCCACGAGCCAUCGAGAUGAUUCUCCAGGAGUGUGAGGCUUUGAAAGAACAGGGAUGGAAAUACGUCGCAAAGGUUUCCUUCCUGGAAAUCUACAACGAGAGCUUGAAGGACCUGCUUACCACAAAGCACAGCAGCAACGACAAGCUCGGCAUCAAGAAAAAUGCAAGAGGAGGCGUGUAUGUCCCAGGACUGACGAUGGUGGAUGUUAACGCGAUAGAUCAAGUGGAAGUCCUAAUGGAGCAAGCAAGCAGAGCGCGAAGUGUGGCCUGUACCGAUAUGAAUGUACAGUCGUCGCGGUCUCACAGUGUAUUCACUCUGCAUCUGCAAGGAGUGAACGACAAGGAUGGCGUCAUGCUGAAUGGCCAGCUGAACUUGGUCGACUUGGCUGGCAGUGAGCGAGCUUCUCGAUCGAAUGUUUCUGGUGACCGAUUAAAGGAGACUCAAGCUAUUAACAAAAGUUUGAGCUGCCUGGCUGAUGUCUUCAACGCCAUCGGAAGUAAGGCGUCCCAUAUUCCGUUCCGAAAUUCGAAAUUGACGUAUCUGCUCCAAAGCAGCCUGUCGGGUGAUGGCAAGACUCUGAUGAUGGUGAACCUGUCCCCAACACUUGAAUCGGCAAGCGAGAGCUUGUGCUCGCUGCGGUUUGCAAAGCAGGUUAACCAGUGCGAGCUUGGCAAGCCAAAGCGACAGAUCAAGUCUAGGAAAGACCGUCCAUGAGCCAGAGCGAGUCGAAUUGUGGAGUUCGUUAGAGGUUAUAUUUAGAGAACACAAUGUGUCAUGGAGUUGAUCAGUG